GCGCGCGAGGCCGCCUGGGAAAUGCAGUCCCAGGCGCGGGAUCACCCGCUCCCUGCGCGGCCAGGUGCCGGCUCCCCGACCCGGUUCCUCCACCCGCGUUUCUUCCCCACGCCCGGGUCGGGCCUAGGAGCGUCACAACGCGUCUGCCCUGUCCUUCCACCCCAUCUCGAGGAGACGGAAAUGUUCAGGUUGAUACACUGCUUGCCGCCAAGAUCAGACCCUAAGCAAGGUCUCCGGAGACGUGGGCGGGAGCCCUGGUCAGCGAAAGGCGACGCUGGGACGGCCAGGACCAGGCGGGCCCGGGAAAUCGAAGGCCCGAACAUGGAGGCUGGGUUGCCGUAGAGAGGGGAGAGGAAGCCGAGGUCAGUUUGCUGAAAGAGCCCGCGUCCGCCAUCGACUUCCGGAAUUUGAAGCCGGCUUCCGGAAGCCGGAAUGGUGUCCCCAUGACAACCGACGUUGGUUCUUUGAGGUCCUUGUCUGAGAAUAAGGGCAACAGCUCUUGAUUUGGAAGACUUAGACACUUCUCCUCAGUGUUGGGGAGAGAACCAAGAACUCUUUUUAAGGGAAUUGUGGAAUGUGCCCUUGGAGGCCCAAGAAAGCAGAAGAAAGAUGCUUCAGACCAGUAACUACAGCCUGGUGCUAUCCCUGCAGUUCCUGCUGCUGUCCUAUGACCUCUUUGUCAAUUCCUUCUCAGAGCUACUCCGAAUAGCUCCUGUCAUCCAGUUGGUGCUCUUCAUCAUCCAGGAUAUUGCAAUCCUCUUCAACAUCAUCAUCAUUUUCCUCAUGUUCUUCAACACCUUCGUCUUCCAGGCUGGCUUGGUCAACCUCCUAUUCCAUAAGUUCAAAGGGACCAUCAUCCUGACAGCUGUGUACUUUGCGCUCAGCAUCUCCCUUCAUGUCUGGGUCAUGAACUUACGCUGGAAAAAUUCCAACAGCUUUGUUUGGACAGAUGGACUUCAAACACUGUUUGUAUUCCAGAGACUGGCGGCAGUGCUGUACUGCUACUUCUACAAACGGACGGCCGUGAGACUGGGCGACCCACGCUUCUACCAGGACUCUCUAUGGCUGCGCAAGGAGUUCAUGCAAGUCCGAAGGUGACUGCUUCUUGUCACACUGAUGGCUGCCUUUCCUUCCUGAUAGAAGCUCUUCAGGAAGGAUCGGCCUCUGCACCAGGAAAUAGCUGGACUUCCCUAGGACAUGCUUGGGCCAGUUGUGUUCUCACAAGUUCCACGAGUUCCCCAACAGACUCCUGUGCGUAGUGCCUCCUCUCCCCUACCUCAGUUCCACCCUUUCCUUCCUUCCCCGCCAUGUUCCACUCCUUGCACCCCUCCCCUCUGCCGAGGCUGUGGCUCACCCUUUGAACCUACUAGUCUCCACCUUCCUGACACCACGCUCUGGUGACUGAAGGAUGCAGCGUGGUAGUUGGGUGCUCUUGACUGAUCCCCUCUUAGACAUUUAGAUUUUUAUACCUAAGAUACUUUUUUACAUUUUGUAAAUAGAAAAUAAAUUCUUUUUUCAUAAAUGGUG
This is a messenger RNA of Marmota flaviventris (yellow-bellied marmot), 1527 nucleotides long. It is a transcript of the gene Tmem138, whose product is annotated as transmembrane protein 138. NCBI's taxonomy places the organism in Eukaryota, Metazoa, Chordata, Mammalia, Rodentia, Sciuridae. Gene Ontology annotation, cellular component: cilium. The record is from RefSeq and is a predicted model, not a curated record.